AUUAAUAGAUUAUUAUUAUUAUUAUUAUUAUUAUUAUUCCUGUUAAUGUUUUCUCUCUCUUCUCUCCAUGUUGUCUGCUCCAAACCUCUAAAAAGCAUCCAACUUGAAGUCCUGGAUUCACCCUUUAAGCUCCAAAUGCGCUUUCAAUCCAUAAUUUUCUCCAUUGCGAUCUCACAUUUCACCUAUUGAAUUCCCAUGCUCACUUCAUACUACUGUCUCACAACUUUCUACACUUAUAUAUGUAAUACGAUCGAGAUUAUCGCUUUCUUAGAUCCUCCGAAGUUGUUUCCUUUUUAUUUUUUCUUUCUUCAGAAUAAUAAUUUAGCGGCACGACUUAGAAGAACCCGUAUUCCUUUCGUUGGUAGUGUGAUCUGUAAACGCUUUGUUUCCAGCUAAAUAUUUUUCUUUUAGCGAGACAAAAAGUUACGUUUCUUAUGAAUUAAGUCUUAACAUUUCUUGUUUCAGCGAAAAGGGUAUCACUCUAGUCCCCAAAUCUGUAUUGGGUCAGCCUUAUUUUUGUCUCUAAACAUCUUCAUUUAUCAUUUUGGAAAAAGGGUUUCCAUAACUUUUUCAUCUUCAUUGACUCGUGAUUAUAAAUUAAGUCUGAUCAAUAUAUCUUCUUGAGGCGAUUUGGGUUUCUGGGUCAUUGAGUUUCAGUGAAGUUACGGGUUUGAGUCAUCCAUUGAUCGUUUUGAUGCUUUGAGCUAUUGAUAAGAUGCAGGCUGAUGAUAGAAGAAAGUCAACUGCAGAAGUGGACUUUUUCACUGAAUAUGGCGAGGGGAAUAGAUAUAGAAUAGAGGAAGUGAUUGGUAAAGGAAGCUAUGGAGUUGUUUGCUCUGCAUAUGAUACACAUACUGGAGAGAAGGUUGCAAUUAAAAAGAUUAAUGAUAUCUUUGAACAUGUAUCUGAUGCAACUCGAAUCCUUCGUGAGAUUAAACUUCUUAGACUUCUUCGUCACCCAGACAUUGUGGAGAUCAAGCACAUUUUAUUGCCUCCUUCAAGAAGAGAAUUCAAAGAUAUAUAUGUUGUGUUUGAACUCAUGGAAUCGGAUCUACACCAGGUCAUCAAAGCUAAUGAUGAUUUGACACCAGAACAUUAUCAGUUCUUUCUUUAUCAGCUUCUUCGAGGUCUCAAAUAUAUACACACAGCAAAUGUAUUUCACCGAGAUUUAAAGCCAAAGAAUAUUUUGGCAAACGCCGACUGCAAACUCAAGAUAUGUGAUUUUGGUCUUGCAAGAGUAGCUUUCAAUGAUACCCCCACAGCUAUAUUUUGGACAGACUAUGUAGCAACAAGAUGGUACAGGGCUCCUGAAUUGUGCGGAUCAUUUUUCUCAAAGUAUACACCAGCAAUAGAUAUAUGGAGCAUUGGGUGCAUAUUUGCAGAACUUUUGACUGGAAAACCUCUUUUUCCUGGCAAGAAUGUUGUACAUCAAUUGGAUCUGAUGACGGAUAUGCUGGGAACUCCUUCUGCUGAAGCAAUCGCCAGGGUAAGAAAUGAGAAAGCCCGGCGUUAUUUAAGCAGUAUGCGGAAGAAGAAGCAAAUUCCAUUCUCCCAUAAAUUCCCAAAUGCAGAUCCACUCGCUCUUCGUUUGUUAGAAAGAAUGUUGGCUUUUGAACCGAAGGAUCGGCCUUCUGCUGAAGAGGCUCUUGCUGAUCCCUAUUUUAAGGGCUUGGCUAAGGUUGAAAGGGAGCCUUCUGCACAACCAGUAACGAAGAUGGAAUUUGAAUUUGAGAGGCGAAGGAUUACAAAAGAAGAUGUGCGAGAGCUUAUUUACCGUGAGAUUCUUGAGUACCACCCAAAGAUGUUAAAGGAGUACUUGGAAGGAUCAGAGCCAACAAACUUCAUGUAUCCAAGUGCUGUUGACCAUUUUAAAAAGCAAUUUGCAUUUCUUGAGGAGCACUAUGGGAAGGGUGGAACGGUUGCUCCACUUGAGAGACAACAUGCAUCUCUACCAAGGGCAUGUGUAUUAUAUUCAGAUAAUUCAGUGCAAAAUUCAGCAGUAGUCACAGAUGACCUCGCUAAGUGUUCGAUCAAAGAAGUUGAGAAGCCACAACAAGUAGACAGAAGUAGUGGAAUUCCUGGCACUAGGCUUCCAAUUCAAGUUUCUCAAACCAUCCAAGGAGGAGCUGCAAGGCCUGGAAAAGUUGUGGGGUCAGUAUUACGACACAACAACGGUGGCACAGCUGUAGGUACAGAAGCUCUAGAACAACGCAGGACAGUCAAAAAUCCACCCGUUCCAACCCCAAACCCUGCAACAGGGGUUUCAUAUCCUCGAAGAAACCCUCCAAUCUGUAAAAAUGAGAGGGGAGAAGAUGAAGGAAUUGAAGGUUCAAACGGGCGAACAAAGCCGCAAUAUGUCAUGGCAAGAAAGGUUGCAGCUGCUCAAGGUGGAUCUGGCAGUCAAUGGUACUGACUUAGUGGAGGAUUGAUUCAUUCCUUUAGGUUUCAACUUCACAUAACCAAUGUACAAGGGUUGAAUCUUUUAACUGGUCUAAACUAAACUAUGAUGUUCAUCUACACCAUGUAGCCCAGAUAACUGUAUUUGCUAAUUUCAAGUGUAGGAAAGUUUAAAUGGAUCUUAUAUCUCUGUGGCCCGGUUUUGCUCUAUGUUUCGGAUUAGAGACACAGUUCAAUACAAAGGGCAAUGUGAGGAAAGGCUGAACUCUCCAAAUGACUAGCCUAGUUCUCUGUUUCAUUUUCACAUUCUUUGCAAUCUAACUAAUGUUAUUUUUUAGUAAAUACUUAUAUUGGUCACAACACCAGUGAUCAAACAAUGGUUGUACCCUUUACUCAAUAUUAUUAUUUUGUUUUUUAAGUCAA
Molecule: messenger RNA, 2820 nt
Organism: Cannabis sativa
Lineage: Eukaryota; Viridiplantae; Streptophyta; Magnoliopsida; Rosales; Cannabaceae
Product: mitogen-activated protein kinase 15
Exons: 10
Coding region: 716-2413 (565 amino acids)
Biological process (GO): intracellular signal transduction; protein phosphorylation
Cellular component (GO): cytoplasm; nucleus
Molecular function (GO): MAP kinase activity; ATP binding
Source: RefSeq, a predicted model, not a curated record